Molecule: messenger RNA, 657 nt
Organism: Staurois parvus
Lineage: Eukaryota; Metazoa; Chordata; Amphibia; Anura; Ranidae
Source: the annotation of a GenBank genome assembly
CUCGGGCAACAGGCGGCAAUCUAAACCUGGGCAGGGGCCUCGGGCAACAGGCGGCAAUCUACCCCUGGGCAGGGGUCUCGAGCAACAGGUGGCAACCUACCACUGGGCAGGGGCCUCGGCAACAGGCGGCAAUCUGCCCCUGGGCAGGGGUCUUGGGGACUCAACGGGACUCUAGCUGUGGAGUCUGGCCUCAGCACAGCUCCCACCCAGCUUUCUAGGAACAUUGGGUUCACGGGGACUCAACGGGUAGCGAUGGCUCAAGCACUCAGGGGCACCACAGGUAGCUAUACUCCGGACACGCCAUGGGGUGGUUCAAGUAAGGGGCAGUGCAUAACCCCGGUGGUCUGUGCGCACAACCGAGACAGUUCAAGACACGGGUGGUCGGUGCACACACUGGGGACAGUUCAGAACACGGGUGGUCGGUGCACACAGCAGGCACAGUUCAGGACACAGGUGGUCAGUGAACACAACAGGGACAGUUCAGGACACAGGUGGUCGGUGCACACAGCAGGGACAGUUCAGAAUACAGGUGGUCGGUGCACACAGCGUGGACAGUUCAGAAUACGGGUGGUCGGUGCACACAGCGGGGACAGUUCAGAAUACGGGUGGUCGGUGCACACAGCGGGGACAGUUCAGGACACGGGUGGUCGGUGCACA